Messenger RNA from Vespula vulgaris, 1438 nucleotides. RefSeq names its product solute carrier family 25 member 35-like. NCBI's taxonomy places the organism in Eukaryota, Metazoa, Arthropoda, Insecta, Hymenoptera, Vespidae. The transcript is spliced from 5 exons. The coding region runs from base 458 to 1339 and encodes 293 amino acids. The record is from RefSeq and is a predicted model, not a curated record.
UGAAUAUGCAUAGAAUAUACAUAGAUAUAAAAAUAAAUUCCUUCUUAAUGAUUGCCUAAGUAAAUAGUAAUCAAUAUCUACUAUGAGAAUGACGCAAAUAUAAAGCGCUAUACGAUUGAGUUUAGUGACUGCCGCAAUAAGUGGCAUCACAGGGCGUGUUCAGUUCGUCAUCUAAAUAUUUCUUCUUUUAGUCUCUCUCCGCUUUAGUUUCCUUUCUGAACGCGUGCGUUUGGCUUACAGAUACUAUCCACGUCUUCUUAGUGAACUUAACUUUUUGUUCUUCAACAUGGCUACCGCCGAAAAUCUCACUGUACCAAGUAUGGAAGCGGAGAAACCGUGAGCGAUUUACAAAAAUAUACUUCUUCGCGUUUGGCAAGACUAGAAACUGCGAGAGUACGACACUCGUGGCUUUGCUAUUCGAUCUAAAACACUCGGAGCGGAAUUUGUAAUAGGAGCAAUGGCGGCUGCGGGUGCUGGAUUAUUUACUAAUCCAGCAGAUGUUAUUAAGAUACGAUUGCAGCUCCAAGGAGAACUCGAAGCGAGAGGAGCUUACAAAAAGAUAUAUAAAAAUACGUUUCAUGCUGCCUAUCUCAUAGCUAAACACGAAGGAAUUUUAGCUUUACAAUCUGGUAUUGCACCAGCGUUAUAUUUUCAGAUUGUUCUCAACGGUAUACGAUUAGGUGUUUAUAACACUGCAACAAAGUAUGGUUUCAUACAGGACAGUAAAGGAAAUACGGAUAUCCUGAAAACUGUGGUCAUCACAGGAUUGUCUGGUUGCUUAGGGGGCGUUCUCGGUAGUCCAUUUUAUUUGGUCAAGACACAGAUUCAAGCUCAAUCUGCGCAAUCCAUUGCCGUUGGUUAUCAACACGGUCAUACAGGAACGUUGUCAGCAUUUAUAAAACUAUGGAAGCAAGGUGGUAUAGCUGCGUUAUAUCGUGGCUGGUAUGCCAAUAUACCUAGAUUAUUUAUUGGCUCGUCUACGCAGUUGACUACGUUCGGUUUGGUCUCAGAUUUGUUACGUUCUUUGAAUAUACUUACAGAUUAUCCUAUAACUUUGACUUUCGUUUCUUCGUUAAUCGGUGGAUCAUGUGUAGCUGUCACUAUGCAACCUUUUGACGUAUUGGCAACAAGAUUGUAUAAUCAAAGAGCAACGAAAGGUGGGAAAGGUAUGCUCUAUAAUGGGCUCUAUGAUGCUUUGGUUAAGAUAAUACGAACAGAAGGUUUGUAUGGCUUAUAUAAAGGAACUUUCCCAACGUGGAUGAGAAUAGCACCACACACAGUUUUAUGUUUAGUAUUCUAUCAGAAAUUAGAUCAAUUGUAUGACGAUAUAAGAACGUAAAACGUAUUAACUUCAUAUAAAUAUAAUCCAUUGUAUCCAAUAUAAUGGAAAUGUAGAUUGUGUACAUGUUUAUGUAAAUAUAUACAACAUUAAUAAUAA